Messenger RNA from Daucus carota subsp. sativus, 1218 nucleotides. Its product is annotated as probable ubiquitin-conjugating enzyme E2 25. The coding region runs from base 3 to 1001 and encodes 332 amino acids. NCBI's taxonomy places the organism in Eukaryota, Viridiplantae, Streptophyta, Magnoliopsida, Apiales, Apiaceae. The transcript has a single exon. The record is from RefSeq and is a predicted model, not a curated record. Gene Ontology annotation, molecular function: ubiquitin conjugating enzyme activity.
UAAUGGAGCUGUGUCUGAAAAACCCUAGCGGCAUGUCAACGAAAUUCCCACAGUUUGACACCGUAACUGAUGCCUCCGACCACUACUACAAUUACUACAAGCCAACCAAUGCUAAUAAAACCACUACAAACACUCCCUUCUACAAACAAAUUAUGAAAGACUGGAGAAUUCUUGAAAAAAACCUCCCUCCAACUAUUUACGUACGUAUUUAUGAAGACAAAAUUGACCUCCUCCGUGCCGUCAUUGUUGGAGCCUCCGGAACACCGUAUCACGAUGGUCUUUUCUUUUUCGACUUCUUCUUUCCGGCUGAGUAUCCAAAUAAGCCUCCAUUGGUGCAUUACAACUCAUAUGGCCUUUGCAUAAACCCGAAUUUAUAUUCAACCGGCUAUAUUUGUUUGAGUAUCUUGAAUACUUGGGCUGGUCCGUCUUGGCAGCCUAAUGCGUCGACUGUGUUACAAGUAUUGGUUUCGAUACAAGGCCUUGUGUUGAAUGAGAAGCCGUUUUAUAACGAGCCAACAUUCCAGAAUGGCGGGUUUGAUAAGAUGUCUAGACGUUAUAAUAACCACGUGUUUGCAUUGAGUUGCAAGACGAUGAUUUGUGUGUUGAGGAAACCUCCUAGGAAUUUUGAGGGGUUGGUUGUUGAGCAUUUUCGUGAUCGUGGUAGGAGUGUAUUGACUGCGUGUAAGGCUUAUAUGAAUGGGUAUGUUAGAGUUGGGGAGUAUCAAGAUGGAGGGGUGUCGUUGCCUGAUCAGAAAAUUAAAGUAUCUGCAAUGUUUCGGUUUUUCAUGAAUAGUCACUAUUUUAAUCUGUUUAAGGCACUUGUUAAGAAUGAUCCUUCGCUGAAAGACUUUUGUGUGCAGCUGGAUCAGUUGGCGGAGAAAAUUGAAAAGGAGUAUAAGGAAAAGGCCAAGAUUAGCGAAAAGAAAUCUGUCAGCUGGUUUUCUAGGAUUGUGAAGAAGUUCAUUGGGUUGAACAAAUGUGUAAAAGGGGACGGAGAUUAGUACUGGAACUUAUCUUUCUUCUCGGAACAGAGUAAGUGCCGGUGGAGAUAUCAGAACAUGAUUCGAGGAUAAAUACGACAUGUUCAAUUUCAUAUAUUAUAAUUGAGUGUAGGAGUAAGUUUGAUAUCUUGCUACUGGUGCUUUUGAAAUAGUUGGAUAUGUUAUAGAUUAAUUGCAACUUACAUGUUUUAACAGAGUCUUGAUAGUAUUACCUUCA